GGUUGCAUGAGUCGCGGAGGGGUGGGCGGCGCAAGGUUUGGCCGCCGUCACCACCCACUCCACCGCGACGACGCCAGCCGCACGAGUGCGGAGUGCUGCAGCCGCCGGCUCCCUUCUGCUGCAGCAGCUUCCAGUUCUUCUUGGUCGCCUCCUUUAUUCCACCCCCCCCCCCCCGCGUGAAUCUUGUGAAGGACUCCAGCGCGAGAUGCAGGCGGUGAGAGGGUUGGUGCUGCGGCACCUGCGGCUCGGGUGCCGCCGCGCGCCGCCCGCCAUCGCUGCCCGAGGAGACUACGGGUGGCCAAACUGCGGGUUCGCUCGGGGGAUGAGCGCUCCGGCGGACCAGGACGGUGGAGGAGGUAGCUCCGAGGGCGCCGUCAGGGCGCGCGUCGUCGACCUGGUCAAGAAGUUCGACAAGAUCGACGCCGACAAGGUCUCGACCGGUGAGCCGAUCGCAGCACGGCCGGUGGUGAGCGAGGAGGAGCGGCAGCGCUCGGCUCCCGCGGAGGGCCGUGCUGGCGAUGGGCCAUGUCCAAAAUGGCGAGCGCACAUGCAUGCACGGAUCGAGGGGAAGCUCAUUGUGGGUCGUAUUUGGAAGGAGGAGCUGGGACGCGGCGGUGAGUCGGUGAAGUCGGGGUGUAGCUCACGGGUGUUGGGGAAGAAGGCCUCGCGAGGCUUGGUCCGGCGGGGAUUCCGUAGGCAAUGGAGGGGAAAGCCUCCCACGAGCUUCCUCUGUGCUCCUGGGUGCUCGGCCUGGGCGGAUUUGCGCUUGGCUCAUCGGAUUUGGGGCGGCGGCGGCCAUAGGAGGGGGUGAAAAGGAGAGAUGAAAGGAAUAAGACAAGGGCAGGGUUGAAGGUGAGGGUAAUUUUGUCAAAUACAUGCAAAAUGUAUGCCAAUGGCACCGUUACAAUUACAAAUAACGAGCAAUGGCAUGUUUCCAAAUACAUGAAUAGUAAUGGCAUAUUUCAAAAUAGGCAAAAUUAUAAUGGCAUGAAUCUAAUUAACCCUUCUUUUUUCCCCUUU
Molecule: messenger RNA, 1020 nt
Organism: Phragmites australis (common reed)
Lineage: Eukaryota; Viridiplantae; Streptophyta; Magnoliopsida; Poales; Poaceae
Product: acyl carrier protein 3, mitochondrial
Exons: 2
Coding region: 206-811 (201 amino acids)
Biological process (GO): fatty acid biosynthetic process
Cellular component (GO): mitochondrion
Molecular function (GO): acyl carrier activity; acyl binding
Source: RefSeq, a predicted model, not a curated record